CCCGCCCGGGUGCGCGCAGCUGUCUGAGCCCGCCAAGCUCCACGGUGAAAAAAAAAAAAAAGGGAGGGUAUAAAGGCAACACAGUAAGAGACACUUCCUCAAAUUUGCAUCGCGAUGGAAACCUUUUGCCUCAAGGUGGCGUUUUGGGUAGCGCUGGUUGGAUGUGUAAUCAGUGAUCAUCCUGAGAGCUACAACACAAACGUAAGCACUCCAGUGGAUGACUUCACCGUUUUUCAUGGGACGGAACUCAACUUCCUGGUUACCACUCAUCGACCCACUAAUUUAGCCCUACCUAGCAAUGGUUCAAUGCACAAGUAUUGCCCGCAGCAGACUAAGAUUACUUCAGCUUUCAAAUACAUUAACACUGUGAUAUCUUGUACUAUUUUCAUCGUGGGAAUGGUGGGGAAUGCAACUCUGCUCAGGAUCAUUUACCAGAACAAGUGUAUGAGGAAUGGCCCCAACGCGCUGAUAGCCAGCCUUGCCCUUGGAGACCUUAUCUAUGUGGUCAUUGAUCUCCCUAUCAAUGUGUUUAAGCUUCUGGCCGGACGCUGGCCUUUUGAUCACAAUGACUUUGGCGUAUUUCUUUGCAAGCUGUUCCCCUUUUUGCAAAAGUCCUCAGUGGGGAUCACCGUCCUCAAUCUCUGCGCUCUCAGUGUUGACAGGUACAGAGCAGUUGCCUCCUGGAGUCGAGUCCAGGGAAUUGGGAUUCCCUUGAUCACUGCCAUUGAGAUAGUCUCCAUCUGGAUCCUUUCUUUUAUCCUGGCCAUCCCUGAAGCUAUCGGCUUCGUCAUGGUGCCCUUUGAAUACAAGGGUGAACAGCACAAAACCUGUAUGCUCAAUGCCACGUCAAAAUUCAUGGAGUUUUACCAAGAUGUAAAGGACUGGUGGCUCUUCGGGUUCUAUUUCUGCAUGCCCUUGGUGUGCACUGCGAUCUUCUACACCCUUAUGACCUGUGAGAUGUUAAACAGAAGGAACGGCAGCUUGAGAAUUGCCCUCAGUGAGCACCUUAAACAGCGUCGAGAAGUGGCAAAAACAGUUUUCUGCUUGGUUGUCAUUUUUGCUCUUUGCUGGUUCCCUCUUCACUUGAGCCGUAUUUUGAAGAAAACCGUGUACAAUGAGAUGGACAAGAACCGAUGUGAAUUACUUAGUUUCUUGCUGCUCAUGGAUUACAUCGGCAUUAACUUGGCAACCAUGAAUUCCUGUAUAAACCCCAUAGCUCUAUACUUUGUGAGCAAGAAAUUUAAGAAUUGUUUCCAGUCUUGCCUCUGCUGUUGCUGUUACCAGUCCAAAAGUCUGAUGACCUCAGUCCCCAUGAAUGGAACAAGCAUACAAUGGAAGAACCAUGAACAAAACAACCACAACACAGAGAGGAGCAGCCAUAAGGACAGUAUUAACUAAACAUCUUAAGAGAUAUUAAUCAAUAAUCCUUCAAAUUCUAUUGGAGAAAAAAAAAAUCACACAGCAACUGUGUUUCCAGAAAUCUUUUCUCCAAUCCUUCUCCCGUGACUCAGCCCCAAACCCAGAAAAAUGCUUUCCAAAACAUCGGAGGGUAGACUGGUUUUGGUAACAAAUUCAAUGAAUCUUAAUUCUUUAAUUUAUCUAAUUUACAUAUUCUGCAUGUUAUAUUCCGCACCAAAAAAUGGUGGGAGUUGGCAGGGGGAAAGGAGACUGUUCGACUAAAUCAGAGGGAUAUUUACUACUUUUGCAUGAAAAUAGAGUCUUUGAGUACAUAACAGCUUCCCUGGCAGUUCUGUGGAAUGUCCAGUGAGAACUGGUUACCAUGAAAAUUUAGCGAAUAUGACAAGAUUUUCUAUUUUUUUGAAUUGGCCAGACACAGUAAGGUGAGCAAUCAGGUUAAUGUUUUUCAUGUCACUUUUUUAUUUUUAAAACAUCAAUUCUUAAGCUGCAGCAGAUAUAGGCACUUAAAGCCCAGACUGAUAUCCACAUGUGGCAGUGUAAUAGCUGCUAUUCAAAGAAUUUUUAAGAACCUAUAUUUUCUUUUGUAAUGGUGUUUCAUUACAGGAGAUCUGGAGCAUAUUUUUAUGUUAAAUUUUAAAAUAAUGCUUGAAUCAAAUAGUUCUAUUUUUCACAAGCCCAAUCUUUUUUACUGUAGAUAAAUUUAUGUAAAAUCAGUAUCAUGUACCAAAAUUUAAAUGUGUGUAUCAUUCAACCAUACCUAAGACUUUCAGUGGAAUGUAUUGAUGUCUAAAGCACAACUAGUAGAAAGAAACUGAAUGUUUUUAGAAGACUUGGAAAUUUUCAUUGAGGGGUUGUUUUUUUUGGUAAUAGUAACAUGUAUUUGGUAAUUGGUAAUUGCUAUACACAUACAUAUAUGUUUUACAUAUCACCUCAUAGUCUCUUGAUUUCUCUAAAAAUGUUAACUGUCGAUAACACUUUUUUGGUCAUUCCCUUUUCCAUAUAAGAAACCAUUUCAAAGUGGCCAGCUGAGUUUAUCAUGUCGGUGAAAUAUAAUUACCCCCAUAUGCCACCAUGAACUUACAGUUCUUCACUUCUCUGGGUUUCCAGUAUGAAUCUAAUCACCUCCCCCACCCCUACUUCUCACAUGGUCACCAUUUCAAAGGGCCCACAGUGACUUUUGCUGGGCAUGUUCCAAGAUGUUUACAGACUGUGAGUACAGCAGAAAAUCUUUUACUGUGUGUAUAUAAAUAUAUAUAAACAACUGUACAUUUCUUUUAGCCAAUUU
Neomonachus schauinslandi (Hawaiian monk seal) is the source of this 2704-nucleotide messenger RNA. RefSeq names its product endothelin receptor type A (gene EDNRA). Gene Ontology annotation, cellular component: membrane. Gene Ontology annotation, molecular function: endothelin receptor activity. NCBI's taxonomy places the organism in Eukaryota, Metazoa, Chordata, Mammalia, Carnivora, Phocidae. Gene Ontology annotation, biological process: regulation of blood pressure; vasoconstriction; enteric nervous system development. The record is from RefSeq and is a predicted model, not a curated record. The transcript has 8 exons. Bases 115 to 1398 code for a protein of 427 amino acids.